Molecule: messenger RNA, 822 nt
Organism: Vigna radiata var. radiata (mung bean)
Lineage: Eukaryota; Viridiplantae; Streptophyta; Magnoliopsida; Fabales; Fabaceae
Product: max-binding protein MNT-like
Exons: 6
Coding region: 1-822 (273 amino acids)
Source: RefSeq, a predicted model, not a curated record
AUGGAACUUGAGCCUUUGGCUUUGCAGAUCCAAGUACACCCGCCUCCUACCCCUACAGUACACCCGCCUCCUUCCUUUGCAGUACACCAUGCUCCUACCUCUGCAGUACACCCUCGUCCUACCCCUACAACAGAACCUCUUCCUCCCCCUGUGAUUAUUACCCUCACUCCUCCCUCCGACCCUACUUCUAUACCUUCCUCAUCUUCUAGACCACCUUCUAAGACUGUCACACCAUCUGCUGAUCUAGAUUCAACUGGUGAUGAUGAUGGUGUUGAUUCGCCCCUCCAUGAUCGACCAUGGAUUGAGCCAUAUGGCAAAGGGUUUCUUCCAUCGAGGGUUUCUUCCCAGGUCAUCACACGAUCGAUUAAGCAACAAUAUUUGAGUCCAUGGCCUACUUGGGGAGCAAUACCUAAAGACGACAGAAAUCCAUUCUGGGAGCGUUUUAAGGCACAAGCUCUGGGACGGGCAGUCCAUGUUGAUGAGGUCUUUGCACAGACCCAUGUUCGGAAGGGCACUAAUGAAUUCGUUGGUGAAAGAUCUCGGAAGACUCAUGUUAAAUCUGAACAUAGGUCAGCUCCUACACCGGAUGAUACGAGUAAUGCAGAAGACGACAUCCGACAACUUGCUGCAAACUAUACAACAUCGAGAGGAGGUACUCUGAAGCACCAAUCUUCUUUUUCCACCACUACUGCUGACGAGGCCAUUGUCCGCCUCACGCAGGCACUGGAGCAACGUAACCAGGAGAUCAUUGAUUUGAUAGCAGAGUUUACAAACUUUAUGGCCCUGGUCAUGAGUGUGUUGCCUCAAACUGGACAGGAUUAG